This is a messenger RNA of Tachysurus fulvidraco (yellow catfish), 4869 nucleotides long. It is a transcript of the gene chpfb, whose product is annotated as chondroitin polymerizing factor b. Lineage: Eukaryota; Metazoa; Chordata; Actinopteri; Siluriformes; Bagridae. The record is from RefSeq and is a predicted model, not a curated record. The transcript is spliced from 4 exons. Gene Ontology annotation, molecular function: glucuronosyl-N-acetylgalactosaminyl-proteoglycan 4-beta-N-acetylgalactosaminyltransferase activity. Gene Ontology annotation, cellular component: Golgi cisterna membrane. The coding region runs from base 360 to 2663 and encodes 767 amino acids.
GUCCGGUUUAGACCACGUCCACGUUUCCAGGUGCUUUCCAGGCAUUUUUCUUUCCGACAAAUUGCUUCUCUAAAAUCACUAAUCGUGUUAAACACAGGUUAACAUCAGCCUGGUGCAGAUGGUGCUGCUCCAAAACAGUCCGCGCCUCCGGCAGCCGGCAGCGUGUGUCGGAUGACGUCAGCUAGAAGGCGGAGCUCCGGUCGGUGACACGUCACUAAACAAGCGGAGACGUCGUCUUGUCCUCGAAGCGUUCAGAAAAGAGGCUUUGUAUCGAGCCGCUUUCUCUCCUCCGAGAGCAGUUCGCUGUCCGUGUCAGUAUCGGACGAUAGAAAGACAGGCCAGGCUGCGGUUCAUCAGCAAUGCGGAUUGCGACGCUUAUCUCUCUGGCGAGGCCGAUCGGCCCGGUGGUGGUAGGCAUCUCUCUGGGCUUCACUCUCAGUCUGCUCAGCGUCACAUGGGUGGAUGAGAGCUGCGGUUACGGAGCCGUCGGUGUGACUGAGGAGGCACCGGUGGCUCCGCCAGGAGGGGCGAAGGGCGCGCGCAAGCCGAGCUCGAUAGCAACGGGCAACGCCGAGGAGGAUGACUUUCAGCCAAAGAUUGUGCCAUACAACAAGCCCAACCAACAAGGUCCACCGAAGAAAGUUUUCAGAGCUAAAUAUGUCAGCACGGAGCUGGGCAUUCAUGAGCGUCUCUUCGUAGCAGUCAUGACCUCCAAAACCAACUUGAACACAUUAGCUGUGGCAGUGAACAGGACCCUUAAUCACCAUCUGGAUGGCCGCCUUAUCUUUUUCACCAGCUCUCACAAUCGCAAAGUCCCUCAUGGGAUGUUUGUGGUGGCCCACGGUCAUGAGCAUCCUGUGCCCAACAUGGUACAAACAGUGCAGUAUCUCCUGGAGCACCAUGUAGCAGAUUAUGACUGGUUCUACAUACUUCAAGAUGACACUUACAUCCAGCCGGACAGACUAAAGAUGCUGGUGGGCCACUUGAGCAUGGACCUCCAGUUGUACAUGGGCCACCCAGGGGAGUUCAUUGGAGGUGAAGCCCAGGGAAGGUACUGUCAUGGAGGCUCAGGUUUCCUCCUGUCCAGGGCCUUAUUGCUGAAGCUUAAGCCCUUCUUAGAGCAUUGCCGGACUGACAUCGUUAGUGUCCGGCCUGACGAGUGGCUGGGGCGCUGCAUUGUUGAUUAUGCUGGCGUUAGUUGUGUGAAGGAGCAUGAGGGUCUUCAUUAUAAUUAUUUUGAGAUGAAAAACAACAUGGACCUGAGUGGAGAUGAAAGCCCAGAAUUCCAGGAGGCGCUCUCGGUUCACCCAGUGAGCAGCCCAGAGCAGAUGUAUCACCUACACAGAUACUUCACAGAGAGAGAGCUACAGAAAACCUAUGAAGAGAUCAAGAAACUUCAGGCAGAGAUAAAGAACAUCAGCCACUUGGCUGUGGAUGGCAACCGGAGCACAGCAUGGCCUGUAGGGGUCCCGCCUCCCUUCGAGCCCAAAAGUCGGUUUGAGGUGCUGCGCUGGGAUUAUUUCACUGAAGAGCAGCUGUUCUCCUGUGCUGAUGGCUCGCCCAAGUGCCAGCUAACCGGUGCUGAUCGCACAGACGUGGAUGACGUGAUUAAGGUUGCUGUGGCUGAGCUGAAUAAGAAAUACUCACCUGUGCUGCAACUGAGCGCCCCACAGUUAGUUAAUGGAUACCGUCGCUUUGAUCCAACCCGCGGCAUGGAAUACACACUUGACCUUCAGCUCUGGGCUGAGACCGAAUCAGGCUCGGGGCAACUGGUGUCACGACGCGUCCAUUUGCUCCGCCCGCUAAGCCGGGUUGAGAUUAUUCCUAUGCCGUAUGUGACCGAGGCCACACGAGUUCAUAUUUUACUUCCACUAACUAGUGCAGACCGCAGUACAGCAGUCCAGUUUCUGGAUCACUGUGCUUCAAGUUUGUUUGAGCCAGCUGAGAAUGCAAUACUCAGCUUCCUCUUCCUCUACGAGCCUGCAGAGGCACAGAAAGUGGGCACUGAUGAUGUUUUUGCAGAGGUCAAGGCUAAAGUGGCUGCAAUGGAACGGCGCUUUCCUAAUGUCAAAGUGCCAUGGAUCAGUGUAAAGACUGAGAACCCGGGUCUUCUGCGUGUACUGGAUGUGGUAUCGAGAAAGCAUCCGGCAGACACUUUGCUUUUGCUAGCUACUGCUGAUACGGCCCUGAACUCUGAAUUCUUGAAUCGUUGCCGCAUGAACGCUAUAAGCGGCUGGCAAGUUUUCUUCCCCAUCCAUUUUCAAGCCUUCAACCCAACAGUGGCGUAUCCUGAUCAGGCCCUGCCCACGGCUUCAGAUUUAGUACGUGAAGCAGGCCACUUUGAUCGCUUUUCUUUUGAAGAGGCAUGCUUUUACAACGGUGACUACAUGUCUGCUCGGGCACACAUGGAAGCAGACACACAUGAGGAUGAGGAGCUGCUGGAGAGCCUGGAUACCUAUGACGUGUUUGUGCGCUAUUCAGGCCUGCAUGUGUUCCGUGCCGUUGAGCCUGCGCUUCGUCAGGAGUACCGAAAUCACACAUGCGAUGCGCGGUUGAGCGAGGACACCUUCCACCGUUGCCUCCAGAGCAAACGUGAAAGCAUCGGCUCCCGAUCCCAGCUCGCCAUGCUCAUGUUUGAACAAGAACAAGGCAACAGCACCUGAGCUCUUUUAUGAGUCUCGUUGCAGGAAUCAGAGACUGGCGACCGGCUAGCAUGUUCUGUCCUGCGAGGUUUCGACACAUCAUUCAAAAGAACAUGCAAACAACGAGGUGCUACAGUAAGCAUCCUCUAAAUAAGCCACCACUCCAAAACCCAGCAAUGGGCAGAAUAAAAUGCUGCAUUUCAAGGAACCUUUUUCAGAGUAUGUGAAAAUCUUCUGGAGGUUCUGAACUGAAGAACGUCUCUGUGGUGGCCCUGAUAGAAGCAAUAAGUGUUGCGGAGGAAACUGUUACGGCUAUUUUUGUUUACAACGAAACUAGAGACCUCAGAAUGGGUGGAAACCAUCCAGUUCCAAGCAUCUCCAAAAAUGCCUGUGUGUGUUUGAAAUGUAUUUUUGUCUCUCAUUCAUUUUCAUGCUUGCUAUGUUUGUCGGGGCCAAGGGCCAGCUCUGCCUUUCAUUAUAGUACAGUGUAUUUCAUGACUUGUAAAGAAUCUGGAAAAAGUGUGAGUGCUGUACUGUGGUGUUGCAUUUGCCCAAGUUCUAACACUUGAGGAUAUAAGCAACACAAAUGCAGUGUGUGCGUGUUUUUGUGCGCGCCUGUGUGUGCGUGCCUCUGUGGCUGUUUGUGUGAGAGCGUGUGUGUGUGUGUGUGUGUGUGUGUGUGUGUGCGUGCCUGACAUUGCCCUCUGUGGUACCAAUAACUUGUUGAAUGAGAUUACCAUAAUUAUUAUUUAUAAUAUGCAGUGUAGUAUAUAUUUGAAUACCUUUAUAUUAAUAUAUAUAGCAUGUAGCUGCUCUAGCUGUUAAGGAAGGGUGGACCUGCUGAUGCACACUGAACGUUCUGGGGUUGCCGACUGACUUGAAUAAUGACAAAUAAUUUCAAAAUAUGAGACCAAAUGUUUGUACAAUACAGAUUUACAAACAUUAAAAAUGCUGCAAUGGCAGAAUAAAGCUAAAUCUCAUGUAAAUAAUAUGGCACAUUCCUGUCAGGAGGUUAUAGGCUGUUGAUGCAGAUGGCAAUUUUCCAAAUCCAAACCUUUUACGUCUCUCAUUAGACCAUGUUUAUCAGUGAACACACUGUAAGCUGUCUACAGAAACUGGAAUUAAAGAGCUGUUUAGUUGGUACUUCAUUUAUUUUUAAACUGUUUGUGAAAAGUGUGUAAUGGUGUCCGUAAUGGAAUGAAAGAAAAAUCUAAGUUUUAAUCCAGUAUAUAAUGAUUUCAAAUGUAAACAAAAAACCAAAAGGCUGCUUAAAAAUCCUUAAAUUACACACUUUUUUUUUUCUCUUACUCUUCACUGUGAGCACCGGCAUGUUGAAAUGGCAUCACAGGAUCACAACUCGGAAAGAACAUAGAGUAGGGAUUAUUAAUCAGAGUACUGUACUGGGGAAACCUUUCCUACUGGGAACUUCCAAGUUCCCUUUUGGUCAUGAACGCAUUUUCACCCUCUAACUCGGAGAAACCAAUGAAGAUGCCCAACAACUUCGAGUAAUUUGGGAAGGUGUCCUGAGUUUAUAUUCUUGCUCACAUUUGCUGGUCAUCUACUUACUAAAUGAUUUUAUAGAAGGAUGUACUUUAGGUCACUGUACAAGAACACGAGUGGAUUUACUGUUUAUCAUAACAAUAAACUGUACGCCCAACAUUUAAGUUCAUACACCAUGGUUAAGUCUUGGUUACUAUUUUUAGCUGUCUUUUUCCACCGAGCUCAAAAUUUGCAAGUUAAAACUUCCCACUACCCACUUUGUACUUCCUAUCAUGCAGAAUUUGUUCACAUAAUCAUUGUUUUUGUUUCUGUAAUGUAACAAAGAACAGAUUUUUUUUUUAGGAGAGACUUAAAAUUUUACAUCAAAUAACUUUACUCAUCUUCAGUCACUGUACUCUGUAGAAAAAUGGGGACACUGGCAUUUAUUGAUAUUUGAGGACUCGGUACAAGCAAACCUAGAAGGUAUGUAUUGUAACUGAGCAGUGUUCCCAACAAUAUGUGAUGAAGUGUGUGAACGAAGACGAUAAUGUGAACAAAGAAGAACAAACCUAUCUAGUGGUUAAGGCAUUGUGAAGCUGCACCAGCUGGGCUUUUGAGCAAGGCCCUUAAAGCCUUCUGUGUUGAAUCAUAGCUUCUCCUGCACCUCCAAAGCUGGAAGAUGUGAAGAAAAGUCUGUCACUGUGCUGUAAUGUAUGUAUGGCAAUAAUAAAGGCUUCUUCUUCUUUUA